Messenger RNA from Neltuma alba, 2185 nucleotides. RefSeq lists its product as uncharacterized. The record is from RefSeq and is a predicted model, not a curated record. Bases 278 to 1726 code for a protein of 482 amino acids. Lineage: Eukaryota; Viridiplantae; Streptophyta; Magnoliopsida; Fabales; Fabaceae. The transcript has 5 exons.
UAAAAUAGAAGAAAAUCUAUAGAGAGAGAGAGAGAUUGUACUUUGUGUGUAGAGUGUAGUGGAUAGUGAACCUUUUUAGAGAGAGAAAGGUGGGACAACGGGUCUCUCUCUAGUUGUUAAAUGUUAAUUGAAUAGGCUUGCCACCAUCAACACUUGUCUCAUGUACACUUGUCGAGACCCUUCUUCUCCUUGUUGUUGAGGGACACACUGCGUCCUGCCACCUCUGGUUAGAGAGAGAGAGUUUGUGAAGGUUUUGGGUAUUCCAGAUGCUUUGCGAAUGGGCAAAAUUCAACAGCAAAAUCUGCAGCAACGGCAGAGCCAUGACCCUGAGGAUCCAGCUUCGUCGGGACUCCUCUGCCGGGGAUGUUCGGUGGUUCUUCAAAGAUUUGCAAAUGAGUUCAGUUUCAAGUGCCUCUUCGUUUUGAUCUUGAGUCUUUCUGCUUUGGUUUCUGGGGUUUUCUGGGUGUACCCUAGGUUCGCGAUAAAGACUCGGUAUGAUGCCAGCGAUGCAAUUAAGCAAAGUGCUACUGUUCAAGCAUCCUUCAAACUGGAAAAGCCAGUUUCACAGCUGAUUCCGUACAUUAAAAUACUAGAAUAUGAUAUAUACGGUGAAAUAGGUGUCCCAAAUACAGAGGUAGCUAUUUUAUCCAUACACAAAAGUGGUACACCUAACUUCGCAAAUGUAACGUUUGGUGUUCUCUCUAAGCCACUGAAUGUUCCAAUAAACUCAGUGUACUUGAGUCUGCUGAGGUCAUCACUGGUUGAACUGUUCCUCAAACAAUCUAAUCUAACUUUGACAACAUCAAUAUUUGGGAAUGCGUCUAUGUUUGAGAUUGCAACAGUACCUGGAGGCAUAUCUGUAAUACCUGUGCAGCUGGGUCCUAUUAUUCAGAUGCCUGAGAUUCUGUUUAAUUUUACUCUCAAUAGUUCAAUAAAUGAAAUACUGGAUGGUUUUGAUGACUUCAAGAAUGAGCUGAGAUUGGACUUGGAUCUAAGAUCCGAUGAGAAUGUUUACGUUCAAUUAUCAAAUGAAAUUGGCUCAACAGUAGCUCCCCCAGUGACAGUGCAGGUUUCAGUCACGUCAACGUUUGGAGUAAUUCCACCUCAGAGAUACCUUGAAUUGGCUAGAAUAAUAUCGGGCUUCACCGAGAAAAAUCUUGGCCGUGGGAACUCAAACUUUGGCAAAGUCAAAGAAGUCAGAUUAUCAUCUUAUUUUAAGGGCAUGUUUCAUGGAGAGGCACCAUCUUCUGCCCCUGCUCCAUCCCCACAGCCCGUUGAUGCUGCUGAACCUUCAAUCUCACCAUAUCAUUCUCCUUCUCACUUACCAGUAUCCCCAACUUCUGCUAACCGAUCCCCUUGUUUUGACUGUCAAGCGUCAUCACCUGCACCUUCUAUUGAGACGGGGCAUCCACCUGACCCUUGUCCAUACAGUGGCUUCUCAUAUCCUCCGAGAUCAUCCCCAAAAUCUUAUUCUAACCCAUCCUUUAAAUCUGCUGCUCCUCCUCCCUCAGAUUUUGUGAACCCUACGUCUGGGAUAUCCCCAGAUCAGGCACCUACAACCCAUGGCUCCAGACCUGGCCUCGGCAAAGAAAAAGCUGUGAAGCCAAUAAAUCGGUCACUUGCUUCCUUAUCUUCAUCAUCAGCGUGUGGUGAUUCUCUUGGGGAAAUCUUGAUCUUGGUAUUUUAUAUGCUAUCUGUGUACUGUCUCUUUUGUCUUUCUCCAUAAUAUCAGAGUGUAAAAGAUAUGGAGAAAUUGCCAAAUGAAGGAUCUGCAAAUCCCGGCAUGGAGACAACAGCGUAAUGGCGCUUUGAAAGCUCCUUUUAAAUCAGAAGCGGAUAAAAAGGGUCAAAGCCAAAAAGUUGGCAGGCCUCCCGUUUAGUUAUCACAUAGAGAGAAUGGUAGAUGGUAGAUUUCAUCUAUAAAAGGUAAGUAAACUAAGUCAGUUAUGGGGAAAUAUAUAACCAUGUCAGAGUGGGUCUCAAAAGAAGUGAUGUGCUUAUAUGUUUCUUCAUAAGGUUUUAUUGCUUGUUUUUUUUGUAAAUCAAAACUAACAGCACCACUCAUUAAGAGCAAAGAGUGGCUUCCAGAUGCGAGAAGAACCGUCUUUUGUAUCCAUUCAAGUGUAUGAUAUGCCAAGUAUUAUGGGUUCUUUGCGCAUCAGACUCUAAUGUUUAACUGUCAAAA